Messenger RNA from Branchiostoma belcheri (Belcher's lancelet), 653 nucleotides. RefSeq lists its product as uncharacterized. Bases 143 to 487 code for a protein of 114 amino acids. The record is from RefSeq and is a predicted model, not a curated record. The transcript has 5 exons. NCBI's taxonomy places the organism in Eukaryota, Metazoa, Chordata, Leptocardii, Amphioxiformes, Branchiostomatidae.
UGAGAUUGUAAACACAAGACCCUUACCCGAUUUUCUCUCUGUUUUGUUCGAGUUUCAUGCGUUUUAAUGUAAGAAUUGGAACUCCAGAGCCAGACAAUGGUAACAUGGACAUGACAACGGGGAUUUUGAUGAAGAUAGCGACAUGAGGCCGCAAGGUGUUAGGAGAAGGAGGGGAGACAUGCCACGAUUUGGAGUCUGCAGAGGAUGUCAUUACUUCUGUGGCCAUAGGGGGAGGGGCCUUAGAUGCAGUUGGUGUCACAUUUCUGGAGCCAGCUACAUCCACAGCGAGGGUUUUUCUCCCUCCGACCGUAGAAGGCUUCGUCAAUCACGAUCAACUCAUCCGCUGCACAAGCCAGCCGUAUGUUGGUGUCACAUUUCCGGAGCCAGUUACAUCCGCAGCGAGGUUCUUUUUCCCUCCGACCGUAGAAGGCAUCGUCAAUCACGAUCAACUCAUCCGCUGCACAAGCCAUCCAGGACACCAAGCUGAACUAAAUGAUCACAUUGAGAAGUUGGAUGCUGCUGUCAAAUAGAACAACUGCAUGCAGUGACAGACAUAUUUAGUAUGAUAACUUAGUCAACCUUUUUAUCAGUUUAAUAGCUGUUUAUCAGGUCUUGUAAGGUGUCAGUAUCUCUAAAUUCUUCAUUGAUAUCUA